Molecule: messenger RNA, 1704 nt
Organism: Daldinia loculata
Lineage: Eukaryota; Fungi; Ascomycota; Sordariomycetes; Xylariales; Hypoxylaceae
Product: Brix-domain-containing protein
Exons: 3
Coding region: 234-1130 (298 amino acids)
Biological process (GO): rRNA processing
Cellular component (GO): nucleolus; small-subunit processome; Mpp10 complex
Molecular function (GO): rRNA primary transcript binding; snoRNA binding
Source: RefSeq, a predicted model, not a curated record
GUAGGUACCUAAAGUUAUCGGACUGGGGGGUCUGAUAAGCUCCGAUAUGAAAAAUUCCAAUUGAUGCACGCCAAAAGUUCAAGACUUUACAGUUGCUUAUCCCAAUUCUCCCGCCUCGAAGGUUAACAUCACAUCUUAGAACAAUUGCGCAUUAUUUCUUGCUUUAUAUUAGUACAGAAUCACUGGUGUUAAAAUCUGCGCAGCACUGUUCCACGCCACCACUAACAAAAAUCAUGAUUCGCAAACAAGCUCGGCAACGGCGCGAUUACCUCUACAGAAGAGCCCUUCUCCUCCGCGAUUCUGAGAUAAGCGAGAAGAGAGCAAAACUUAGAGCAUCCUUAGCGACCGGCAGGCCCCUAGAUCCUACCAUCGCAAACGACAAGGAGCUGAGAAAAGACUACCAGUUUGACGAAUCCAGGCCAGACAGAAGCACGAAUGAGGAGUUGGAUCUCGAUGAUGAGUACUCCCAACUUUCUGGGAUAGUUGAUCCUCGGGUCCUUGUUACUACCUCGAGGGACCCAUCUGCACGACUAUCAGCAUUUGCUAAAGAAAUCCGCUUGCUUAUCCCGACUGCCAUAAGACUGAAUCGUGGCAACUUGAUCCUACCAGACCUCGUUCGAUCGGCGCAGAGCAGUGGUCUCAGCGACUUAAUUCUUCUUCAUGAGCAUCGUGGUGUCCCUACGGCGUUAACGAUGUCCCACUUCCCUCAUGGGCCGACCAUAUCAUUCUCUUUACAUAAUGUUGUAUUGCGCCAUGAUAUUCCUAAUAGUAUUCGAGGAACUGUUAGCGAAUCGUACCCUCAUUUAAUAUUUGAUGGUUUCACUUCUCGUCUUGGUGCAAGGGUUGUCAAAAUCUUAAAGCAUAUAUUUCCCCCGCGUGAGCCUCUAACAAGCAAUUCUAAGCUCGGAAGUCGAGUGGUCACAUUCAAGAACAUUGAAGACGCGAUAGAAGUGCGACAUCACGUUUUCGUCAGAACUGGAUACGAUAGUGUGGAAUUAUCUGAAGUCGGUCCACGAAUGACGAUGAAGGUAUUCGAGAUUCGGAGCGGUACUUUGGAGAACAAAGACGGCGAUGUCGAGUGGCAUUUAAAUCAAUACACGAGAACCAGCCGCAAGAAAGACUAUCUUUGAGGCUGAUUUCACCAACUUUAAAAUCGCAAUGUACGGUGUCAUGGCUCCGUAGGUUUCGUACAUACCUCAGAGGAAUAUGUGGCGCCAUGAAGAGCCGUGUGUCUCUGCCCGGAUCCAAGCAAAUCUCCAUACGAGUAUAUAAAUGUCAUCCAGAGCUUCAUUAACAAAACAGCCGCCCAGCAGACAUAUGUACUCGAAGAUGGGCACGAAAAGUUGAUGCAUCUGGUGGAGGGUUGCAGAGUCUUGAUAUUGGGUUUUCGGCGGCGUUCUUCCGCUUGUGUUGACCUAAACCCGAGCCAAUAUGAUACCUUUUAUAAGGACUAUAAUGGUCUUCCAUGGUACUCCGAAGAAAUAAUCUUGAAAGGCCACGCUACAGAGUAAAGAAAUAAUGUCUACGACAACCUCGUAUGAUCCAUACUGUUGGAAGAAAUCGGAAGACAUGUGACAAAUUUGUGCUCGUGGUAUAUAGCUAUGAGCAAGAGAAUAAAUAGAAAGUCAAGUCUCGGAGGAAGCUAUUUCGGCAGCAUAUAGGUAGACUAAGAGCAAAUCCACGUCUACUACAGAUACUCUAAAC